AGUCAGUGAUAUUAUUGACAGAGUUCGGGUGUGAGUGUAAAUAAUUUUAAAAAAAAUAAAAUUUUUGUACGAGCACGUGGGUUGUUUUUGUAAUUAAUAUAUAUACUAAAUAUAUAAAAAAUGGUUGUUAAAAAAAAAUUUAAAAGAGAUUAUGACGACAUAGAAAACUUUGAUGACGAUGACAUCACAGGCAGUGAUGAUGAGUUAUCAGACUCGGAAAAACGUCUUCUGGAAAAAGUAAGAAAAAAGCGGGUCCAAGAAAACUUUGAUAGUGAUGAUGAAGUUUAUGGUUUACAAGAUGAUAAAGGUGAUGAUGAUGAUGAAGACGAAAAUGCAGAAGGUUUCGAAGCAGAAGAUGCUGCCGCAGAUGACGAUUCAAUGGAAUCUGAUAUCGAACGUCCUCAGGAAGAUGAUGAUCUGCCGAAUGAAAGAGCAUGGGGUAAAAAAAAGAAGGAUUACUACUCGACGGACUUUGUUGAUCCUGACUAUUCAACAUUGAGUCACAGGAAAAUGCAAGAGGCUGAGGAAGAAGAAAAAGAAGCCCGUAAUAUUCAGCAGAGAUUGGCUGAGCAGUUGGACGACGCUGAUUUUGGUUUAGAUUUACUGCCAGCUCAGGCUGAAAGUGAACAGGCUCCUGAGGAACGAGUUGUCAAAACAGAUUUGAGUAAAUUGAGCAAAAGAGAAAAGGUCGCGCUUUUCCAGAAAGAAAGUCCUGAGUUCCAGGCACUGGUUACUGAUGCUGAAGAACGUUUGAAAGAAGCCAAUGAGAUUCUUUUACCAUUUAUCAAUUUAGCAGAGCAAGAAGAAUUGAGUCAUCCAGCAAUCAAAUUUGUUGAGAUAAAAUAUCAAUUGAUACUGAAUUAUUGUAUCAACAUUUCCUUCUACUUGAUGUUGAAGGCCAAGAAAAUUCCAGUCACGUCUCAUCCUGUCAUUAAAAAACUAGCUCAGUAUCGUCAGCUCCUCAGUCAACUGGAGGCAAGUCAAGGUGAUUUAUUGGACCAAGUUUCCGAGGUUCUCAAGUCAGCUGAUGAUGGAGAAUCGCUGAAGAAUAUUAUCGGAGGUACUAAACCCUCUGAUGACGAAGUGAAGCCGAAGAGUAAAAAGAGGAAAGACAGAGACUUGGCUGUCAAGACAGAGGUGAAGAAGAAGAAGAAGAAGACAGAGACUCCUGAAUCAGACGAAGAAAGUGAAGAUGACAACGCAAUAAUGGACGGUAUGAGUGAGGACAAUGACCUGCCUAUGGAGAAUGACGAAGAAGUGGAGCAAGAAGCUAAGCAAGAGGUAUCAGAAGGAGAGAAACGUGCUAUCACUUAUCAAAUAGCCAAGAACAAGGGGUUGACACCUCAUCGUAAAAAGGAACAGAGAAACCCACGUGUCAAGCACAGGAACAAGUACCGCAAAGCUCAAAUUCGCAGAAAGGGUGCGGUCAGAGAAGUUAGGAAAGAACUGACUCGGUAUGCUGGAGAAAUAUCGGGUAUCAAGGCUAGCGUUAAGAAGAGUAUAAAGUUGAAGUAAUAAAAAUACUUUUGAUACUCUGGUAAUUUUAGGCUGAAUGAUUAA
Messenger RNA from Microplitis mediator, 1560 nucleotides. It is a transcript of the gene Sas10, whose product is annotated as something about silencing protein 10. Gene Ontology annotation, biological process: maturation of SSU-rRNA from tricistronic rRNA transcript (SSU-rRNA, 5.8S rRNA, LSU-rRNA). Gene Ontology annotation, cellular component: small-subunit processome; nucleolus. Lineage: Eukaryota; Metazoa; Arthropoda; Insecta; Hymenoptera; Braconidae. The coding region runs from base 121 to 1515 and encodes 464 amino acids. The record is from RefSeq and is a predicted model, not a curated record. The transcript is spliced from 3 exons.